AUGGACGAUGCGUGCACCGUCCGCGCUCCAAGACAGAGCCCGUCGUCCCUAGAACAUGUCCGUGUCAGGCGUGCUCAUUCAUACCAGCCUGUCUUGUUCCGGCCAUUGCCAACACGCGAGACAAAGCAGGCAGAGAGGGGAAGGGCGCGCCCUCUUUUCUUUGUUCCAUGCUGGCGACACUGCACGCAACAAGCAACGCCGGUACCAGCCAGUCAAAAGCCUGCUGCCGUGCUGCCUCUGUGCUUCUGUGCUUCUGUUGGGGCCCGACUAGGUAAAGCACCUGUCCUGCCCGCAAACAUCAAUCUUCUCCUCCUUUCCCGCCAUCGCGCCUGUGUAACCGCGAGCCCCUCGUCGCAGAGAAAAAAGCGUAGUUGCACUUGCACAACAGGCCCUCCCACGCCCAGCAGCAACGCAAACCCAGGUCUCGAUCAUGCACCGCCGUUUGCUCGACGCUGUCCAGGGCCCGUUCCUGCACUACGCUGGAGGGGCCGCCAAUCCCCAGUCGGCCAUGAACUGGUUUGGAACGGUGUGGAAGGCAACAAACAAUGCCGAAAACGUGGAAUGCACGUUGCACCCUUGCUUUGCACAACACAAAAAGUCAGCGUGGUGACACAUGCCCAUCUGCACCGUGUCCCCCGCUGCAUCCUCAUGUUGGCAAUGGCUGACUCCAGAAAUGUACUGUACUGUGCCAUGGCAUUACUCCUACAUGGGACACCGCUUGGGGAGAGCUUGACAGCUUGUUCCCAUCCGGAGACCAGAGGAAUGCCGUUCUCCAUUUUCACGUGUGCAACCCCAGAGACCAAUCGUCACGUCGUUGGGCUUGCUUAUGCGAGACAUCGUCCUUGGUCAAGCACUCUUGGCCGUCGCUAUCCCGCCAUGCUGGACCCUGGCGAGCUCUCUUUUAUGCCCGACGCGAUAAACGGUGAGCGCUGCGAUCGUACUGCUGAUCCAUCUAGCAGCUUCAGUGAGCCAAGCCUCGCAUCGCCCGUCGUCACUUUCUGCCUGCACUCGUCCACAAGCGCUCUCGUGGGCGCGGUGUACGCUGGAGUUUCAGGCCGUCGGUCGUCGGCACGCUACCUUGCACCUCUCGCCAACUGCGACGGUCUCCGAGAGAUCAUGUCCGGCGUGAGCCACCGACGACUGAUGACGAUGACGGACGUGCAUUUUGUGGCAAGCACUGCAUCCGCCAGCGGGACACAGAGCUCGUAUUCGCCAAGCGCAGCGGAGAUGAGAAUGGUGAGCAAAAGAGAUGCGACGGCGGGUGUGACCUUCGUUUUCCUGCCCGCACCCUCCUGCCCUUCUUCAGCCUUUCUGCUCGUCUACGACACCGGCGCUUUUGCUACAGGAACGGUACGAGGAGGAAGAUUCGACCAAGUAUUCCAUCCACGUGCACGGAGGCGGGCCGAGCGAGGAGGAUACUGUAUUGUACCUACUGCACAAUGGGCAGGAAAAAGAAGGGGGGGAAAGAAGGGGGAAAAAGUCGCCAUGCAAUACCUGCAAUGUGCACCGAGUCAUGUGUCUCGCCCUCGUCAAGAUGAAUCCGUGGAUGUCAGGGGUACAAACACGUGGCAACCGAUUCCUUUGCCUAGCGGGCCGCCUGGCGUGAACGAUGGUGGCGCUUUGGACUCUGGCCGUACCGGAGCUCGAGGACUGCCAUGUGCUCUCAAGCCCGAAACCGCCUCUACAACGGAAGGACACAAAGUACUGACUGGCGCAGUCAACAGCUCACCCACCGUCAUCAUCCAGAGACGCAGAUCGCGCGUGGUUGAUUGCCGGUACCCUGCCCCUCCAGCCUGGUCUUCUGAAACGCAGUUGCACUCUGACACGCCUCCCCCUCAUUUGCUUGUACUCAGCUAUGCCGCGGUAGUGCCAUGCCGGAGCUCUGCGAAAACGAACCUUUUUUCCACAACGUCCGAGAGUUGUGUACUUGUCUUGUUUGAAUCCACCCCGAUUGCGGUGCUCUAUGGCCCCGUGAUGAGUAAACUGACAUGCGUGGUCGUCCAGGGUGGGGCAGUUGCGCAUCUCGCUCGACUCAGGCGAAAGGCGGUGGAACAACCGAGCUUCUGA
Messenger RNA from Plenodomus lingam JN3, 2067 nucleotides. The record is from RefSeq and is a predicted model, not a curated record. NCBI's taxonomy places the organism in Eukaryota, Fungi, Ascomycota, Dothideomycetes, Pleosporales, Leptosphaeriaceae.